AUGUCGAACGCAAAGGAGGAGGCGAAGGAGAAGAAGCUGAGGGAGAAGGAGGAGAAGCAGCUGGAGAAGCUGAAGAGCGAGCACGGGAAGAAGCUGAAGAGCCUCGAGGGCAAGCAGAAGAAGGAGCAGAGCGAGGCCAUCACGAAACACAAGAAGGAGAUCUCCGAACAGAAGAUCAAGCACGACGAGCAGCUGGCCAAGCUCAAUCUCAAGCACGGGCAGGAGAAGGAAAAGCUGAAGGUCAAGCAUGAGGAUCAGCAGCGCAAGCUGAAGGAGAAGCACGAUGAACAGCAGGCCAGCCUCAAGAACCAGAUCGCCGACGAGCGCAAGAAGAAGGAGGCCGCCGGCGCUGCGAUGGCCUCGCCCCGAGCCGGUGGCGACGACGUCCCUGCCCCGCCCCCUCGCGACUAA
Acanthamoeba castellanii str. Neff is the source of this 411-nucleotide messenger RNA. RefSeq lists its product as uncharacterized. Lineage: Eukaryota; Discosea; Longamoebia; Acanthamoebidae. The record is from RefSeq and is a predicted model, not a curated record. Bases 1 to 411 code for a protein of 136 amino acids. The transcript has a single exon.